Alternaria incomplexa is the source of this 3957-nucleotide messenger RNA. RefSeq lists its product as uncharacterized. Lineage: Eukaryota; Fungi; Ascomycota; Dothideomycetes; Pleosporales; Pleosporaceae. The record is from RefSeq and is a predicted model, not a curated record. Gene Ontology annotation, biological process: protein phosphorylation. The transcript is spliced from 3 exons. The coding region runs from base 1 to 3957 and encodes 1318 amino acids. Gene Ontology annotation, molecular function: ATP binding; protein kinase activity.
AUGCUUGCCCAACUUGCCCUGGUCUUGGCCAUUUUCGUCAUUGGCUAUCUGGUGCGGGGAACCAAAGCGCGCGCGGUCCAGCCGACCCGACUCGAGAACCUAGCCAACAACCAGGAGAAACACAUCGAAGCACCUACUCUAGCGCACGAAUUGAGCGACGAUGACCUAGAUGACUACAGUUUGCCUGCGAUAUCAGGUUCUGAUCUAGUCGGCACUAUACUCGGACGAUGUGUAUUAGCAACGUUCCACGACCCAGACCGCCAGUACCUGCCAGAGAAUGCGAUCAAAGAGGUCGUCGUCCAAGCAGCGAUCGAACAAGAGCUGGACAAGAUCGAGAUAUAUUCAAAAGAGUUCGCUGCUAAAUGGAAUCGCCGACGUCGGUCUGAACUUGCAACAUGGAUCCGUCAGAAGGCUCCAAAGCUGUUUGUUAUCACCAUCCAAUGCGACUUCGAUCCAUCUCGUCUUCUGCUAGCUAUGGCUAUAUUUCGAAAAUGCCGAUUUACAGACAAAAGUCUACCAGUGGUUGAUAAUCUGACGAGUCAGGAUGUGUUCUCUUCGCAGGUCUGGAGUGAACUCAAAAUCCUUAACUUUCGAGAUAAUCAGUGGAAGUGCUUAGCUCCAGUCUUCGUGCAACGAAAGUACGGCUACGACCUGAAAGCGCAAUGCAUAUUCCCAUUCACUUCAGAUGGGGCAGUUCCAAAGGACGGCGCUUUCAGUUCGGUAUAUCGAGUCACUAUACACAAAGAUCAUCAUGAAUACCCUGAGAUACAACAGGUGGCUCUUAAGGAGCUGAAAGUGCCACAGGGAGGAGAACAAGCUGCCGGAACUGACAGGGCGUGGAAUUUCGAAGCUACUGCUCUCGAAGCUAUUCGGAAACUCAAUCAUGGCCACAUCGUGAAAUGCAUAGCAGCUAUACGAAGAGGUCACAGCCGCUACUUCAUGUUCCCCUGGGCUGAUGGGGAUAGCUUACGUGAUUUUUGGGACCACACGCCACGGGAGGCUCCAAACGCAUGUAUCAUCGAACACACCAUCGUUCAGCUUAGAGGUAUCGUCGACGCCUUGGACCGACUACAUAAUUUUGACGGCGGGCGCCCAGAACAUGACAGCGAAGCCAAUGGCUUGACGAUACGAGUGAACGACCCAACCGUUGUGGAAUCGCAUCUGAGCGGCGGAAGUGAUGCCGGUAGCGAGAACGGGCUUGACAAUGAGGUAGACGACUACAAGAACGCGGGAAAUGCGGAGUCCAUCAGGCAUGGUGAUCUGAAGCCGGAGAACAUCCUCCGGUUUCUUACUAAUGGAUCUAAGUCUGGCCUUGGGACUCUGAAGAUCGCAGACAUGGGUUUGGCUAAGCGGCAUGUAGUGGCGACGCAAGAACGAGGAAAGGCAACAAGCACCAGGUACGGUACCCGACGGUACGAGGCGCCAGAAACCGUUACUGGUGAGAACGCACGCUCCCGACUCUACGACAUCUGGUCCAUGGGAUGCAUCACGUUCGAGUUCAUCAUCUGGAUCCUGUAUGGCAAUGACGAAUUGAACAACUUCUACAAACAGAUCGAGGGGAAUGCACAACAGAUUUGCCAGUAUUACGAAGUCUUGGAUGCGAGCGAACCGGAAAGUGCCAGAGUUCACCCUGUUGUCCAGAAGUGGAUGGACCAUAUUCAGAACAAGGAUCCGGAAUGUUCAGCAGGACGCAUCUCGGCGACGAAAGACUUGCUCAGGAUUGUACGCGAAAUGCUACUAGUCGUCAAUUUGCCACCCAAUAGGAAGAGUGGGACUCUGGGUGGCCGGCCUCUGCUUCCUCCAGCACUCGGUCAAUCUAUCACACGCUAUCGAGCUACGGCCGCGCAGUUUCGGGAUGAACUUGAUGUCAUAUUGAGGAAGCAGAAUAUAUCCGGUUAUAUGUUCACCGGCAAAGACCGCACCAACGUCAGAACGCCAACCUUCACAGCCCCAAUGCUAUCGCCCAACAGUGCCAAUCUCCCGUUAAACAACCUGCCGCCAUCAGGAUCACUCAAAAGUGGAGUGCUUGGUAAACCUAUCGGUGCUGACUACACCCUUCCGCCUCUCAAAGACUGGGAGUUUCAGAUCGAUAACAACUUCGCUGACAAAGUCGUCGCAAGUACCGGUAUACAGGAAUUCAUACCACAAACACGCUUCCAACAUCGACUCUGUGGCUCAUGCUCGGCGCAAGAUUUCCUAAAAGGCGGUUUCAGCAUCGAAGAGCGAGUGUCAAUAUUGGAAGAUCGUGCGCCGCAAUGCGAUCUGUGCAGAAUGUUGUAUGAAGUUCACAACCAAGCCGAAGAGCCCAAAGGAGACCGGGCGGUAUUCCAGCGAGACCAGUCAAAUAUCAUCAUGACAGGCGACUCGUAUCCUGUUCUUUCUCUGAUCAGAAGUCCAGAAACGGAUCUCCCAUGUCCAAUCCAGAUUGGCUUCCCAGAGCUCCCAGAAGCUGGAUCAGACGCGUUCUUCAGCAUCAUAAAGCUUUGGCUCAAAGAUUGCGAUACGAGCCACGCAGGAUGUAAGGGGUUAUCCCAUAGCUUGCCGACCAGACUCCUCGACGUGGGCACUAUCGGUACGCCUAUGCUGCGCCUCCUCGAGACGAAGCGAGAGCACAUCCCGAGCAAACAGUACAUCGCACUGUCACAUCCCUGGGGAGACACCACGAAGUACACACCGUUCUGUACUCUGCCAGAGAACCUAGAGCAAUAUCUUGAAGCCAUUCCCGAAGGCGAGCUCCCAGCAACCUUUCAUGACGCCGUUGACAGCACACGGAAGAUUGGCAUCCGCUAUUUGUGGGUAGAUUCGCUCUGCAUCAUCCAAGGUGAAAAUGGAGACUUCAACGAGGAGUCUAAGAAUAUGGAGGCAGUCUUUAGUGGAGCAUAUUGUGUACUCGCUGCAAGCCGAGCGAGCAAUCAGCGUGAUGGCUUCCUUGAUCCUAGGCCGCAGCGUGAGUAUAUCACCAUUCAGCGAGACAACGAAAAGCCCUUCUUCGUCUGUAAGACUAUCGAUAAUUUCAGUAAAGAUGUCAUCGAGGGGUCUUUGAACAAGAGAGGUUGGGUGUUGCAAGAGCGCGCGCUGGCACGACGGACCAUCUACUUCACGGAGAACCAGACAUACUUCGAGUGCGGCCAAGGUGUUCGAUGCGAAACCCUGGCCAAACUGCAUAACAAUAUGGCCGAUUUCCUUGGUGACCCAAACUUCCCCAACAAGGCCAUGCGGGCCAACCGCGCACGGAAGAUUGCUUACUUUCAAGGCCUCUACAAGCAAUACUCUCGUCUCGACUUCACCCGCUACUCCGACCGUCCUUUUGCCAUUGCGGGUCUCGAGAAGCGUCUACAAAGUGCUUUCAACACAAAAGGAGCGUUUGGCAUCUUUGACGAUGGUGACAAAGAAGACGGCGGACUCUUCCAUCGGAGUCUCUUGUGGCAACGCGGCGAAGAAAAGGGGGAUCUUCCGAACAUGCCCACGAUUGAGUUCCCACCAGCGCGCAAGUUGAAAGUCCCAAGCUGGUCCUGGAUGGCGUACCGAGGUGGUAUAGAUUACAUCGAUCCGCCUUUCGACCAAGCAGACUGGGAGCGCACGGAGAUAAUCCCGCCCUGGACUCGUGGUAGCAACAAACAUUCCACGACAGACACCAGUCCACAGGAGGACGAGAUCGCCAUCAUAGCUCGGGUCCGCGACUUCAAAGUAGCGGGGAGAUUGCCAGAGGAGGUCAAGAUAACGUAUGAUGCUGAGAGGACAAGCGCGAGCGACGGCCAAGUCACUCAGUGUGUCAUUGUCGCGAAAAUGAAGGGUGGAAGCUCGAAUUUGCUGAGGCGAUACUACGUCUUGCUUGUCACAGCGACGCAGGGGACGACGGGGAGGGGCGAGAAGAGGUAUAGGAGGGUUGGAGCGGGGUUCAUGUUGGGAAAGUACAUCUCAUUGGAGGGGGAGGGUAUCGCGGCGAGAAUCGUUUAA